Messenger RNA from Cygnus olor (mute swan), 1849 nucleotides. It is a transcript of the gene CLHC1, whose product is annotated as clathrin heavy chain linker domain containing 1. The transcript is spliced from 10 exons. Lineage: Eukaryota; Metazoa; Chordata; Aves; Anseriformes; Anatidae. The coding region runs from base 317 to 1849 and encodes 510 amino acids. The record is from RefSeq and is a predicted model, not a curated record.
ACUGCCGGCGCUUUAGGGACCGCCUGUUUUUUUGUUGUUGUUGUUUUUUGUUGUUUUUUUUUCCUUUCCCCCCCCGGUAGCUGUGUAGCUGUGUUUCCACAAGUCGGCGCUGCAGCGCGAAAUCUCAGAAAUCUGGGCCCUCAUCUCCUAGUUCCGUGAAGGCAAUUUAAACGCCUACAAAUCCUGCCUGCGUUUGUUGGGCAAAUAUCCUUAGAAUUAGAAAAGUCUUAGGUUUUGAUCUGAAGCACGCGUUAAAUAAAGCAGGAGAGAGGUUUAGAUUCUCUGUCAGAAAGGUGCCAGGUUGCUAUGCUAAGCCAUGGAGGGGGAGCAGAGAAACCCUCCCUUCCUUUUGGAGAAGGACGGGAGGUUUCUGGAGAGCAUACUAGGAAACAUACUGACAGAAACUGAAAAACUGGGCUGUGCUGAGCAAGGGCCCUCUGAGGAGCGCUACAUUAUAUACAGUAAUGCAUUUGACAAGAUAAUAGAGUAUGUUAGUGCGUACAAGAACAUCCUGACUUCAAUCAAACAGGAAUAUAAGGCAUUUAUUACCAGAAUUAAGAAUGGCCAAAGGAAUUCAUUUUUUUUUCGUGGGAGGUUAAAAGCUCUGGAAUCUGAGUCCACAGCUCUGUUAUACUAUAGGAAAAGAGCAAUGAAGCUUGAAGACAAGUGUCUGAGUGUAGAGGAAUCUCUCAGCUUGGAUUCUCUUUCUAAACAUCUCGCUCAGUUAGACAGAUGGUUGCUGGAAUUGAAAAAAGAUGGGGACAGGAAGUACAUCCCUCAUCAGAAAAAGACGGAGUUAGAACAAGAACUCUUGCACUUACUGGCCAUAAGAGAUGCAACUGAAGCAAAGAGGGAAAAGCUGAAGCUCAGGUUCACAAGCAUCUUUUCAGCUCUUGAUGUCCCUAGUAAAGUGGCUGAGAAUUCACUUGAAUAUUUUGAAACUUUCAGUGAAUUAUUUUCAAGUGGUCAGUAUGAUGCUGCAGCAACAUGUGCAAUAAACUCUCCUGGAGCAAUUCUCUGUAAUGAAGAGGCUCUAAAGAAUCUUAAAUUGAAAGUUACUUUUCUCUUUGUACUUUUCUGGGUGACUUUUGUUUUCAACCCUUCAGCUCUUAGCUGUCUUGAAGGGAGAAAUCUGCCCUCGCUGAAGUAUUUUGACACUCUCAUAAAUGCAAGUACUGCAGCUGGACACCUUCCAAAUUUACCUGUAACUCUGGAAGCAAUUAAAUAUGCGUUGUCUGAAAAACAAUUAAACCUGGUAAACCAUUGGGUUACACAGCAAAGACUAACCUUUUCCGAGGCAGUGAGAGACGUUAUUUAUGAUUAUGGGAAAGAGGAGCCAAACAACAUGUUGGAAUGCCUGGCUUUGGCUCAGGCUGCAUAUGGUCAUUCUGGUGCAUACAAAAAAGUUGUGUUGUGCCUGUGUAAACAGGGCCGAAUUGCUGGAGCAGCGGAUUAUAUUCAGCAAGUGGAGCAUUUUUCUUUAGGUGAUUACUUCUUCUUAUUGGAAAACUGUCCUAGCACUGCAUUAAUUUGCUGUCUCAGUCAACAGUGGAUUAGAAAACCACCAUUUUCAUCUAUGGGGGCUACAAUCCUGUCUUUUAUCUCAGCCAAACACAAAAAGCAUGGCUUUCAGCUGUUGGAGGAAAUGAACAAUAAAAAUGCUUUGGAACAGAUUAUUCUAAGUGACGCUGUCAGCACUUGGGAAGACUGGAAUAAGAUAGCAGUUACCUGUGCAGAAAAUAAGCAUGAAAAGUUAUCUCAGAAAAUUGUGUCAGUCCCCACCUCACAGGAUGGAGUGUUUGACAAUUCACAACUUGAAGAUGAAAAAGACACAAGGAUAAUGGAAUAG